Molecule: messenger RNA, 3240 nt
Organism: Acinonyx jubatus (cheetah)
Lineage: Eukaryota; Metazoa; Chordata; Mammalia; Carnivora; Felidae
Gene: MROH8
Product: maestro heat like repeat family member 8
Exons: 21
Coding region: 160-2841 (893 amino acids)
Cellular component (GO): cytoplasm
Source: RefSeq, a predicted model, not a curated record
CCUCCAUCACACGACCCCCAAAAGAGCCCAAGCACAUGCCCCUUCCCCACAGGGGAAGAAGCUCCCGCCUGGCCGGCUCCUGAGGGGCGAGCACUAGCCUCCCGCGGGCUACGGCCCACUCGCCCAGGCGUGCCGGCCGCGGGGCCCCGUUGCCGAGCCAUGCACAACGCCUCACCCGGCGACGCCAUUUCUCCGAGCAGGUCCCACCAGGGCCCGAGCCGCAGGCUGACUUCCGCUCGGGAAAGUGGCGCCAAGAGCGCGCCGGAGGGGACGCCAGGGACUCGCGGCGGUCUGCGCCUGCUGGGAUGGGAUCUAGACACAGACUCGGACAUCUCUGACAUCACUGGACUCCCUCAGGAAUCGCUCACAGAUAGCUUCAGACACCUGACCCAACAAGGCCCCCUCAGUGAGCCCAUUGUUGAGAGGCUGAUCCAGUCUAUCCAGGAGUUUUUUAAUGGUGACCUACAGAGUGAACUUGAGAAGCUGACAUUCCUAAGAUCUUUGUCUUCUCUCAGCCAAGCUUUACCUUAUGCUGAAACCGUAGGAGCAUUUAUCCACAGCCACAUAGGGGACAUUGUGCAUAUCCUAAAUUCUCUCUACAGGCAGACACUUCAGGCAUUCUCUGAGAUGCUCCAGAGUUUGGUAGUAAAAGACCCACAUUUGGAAAAUCUCGACACCAUUUUUAAGCAAAUGGACCCCUGGUUACAAUCAACCAAAGACCAUGAGCGGGAACGGGCCGCAGUCAGCAUGGCUAAAGUUCUAAAGUGCUCAUCCAGACAUCUCAGCUUGAAGCUUCCACUGCAAUUCCAAAGGCUUGGGCGCCUGGUGGCUCUGAUGGCACUACUAUGUGGGGACCCAGUGAAAGAGGUAGCUGAGGAGGCUGCAGAGGGCACGCACUACCUACUGCAUAUCACACUGAGGCUGAAGUAUGUCACUCAUGACAAGAAAAAUCACCCAAGCUUGAGGAGAGCAAUGAAAAAGUGUCAAGAACUCCUAGAACUCUACAGUAUUAAUCAGUUCUACAGUUGUCCCUUCAAAAUUGCCCAGGUCUUUGAAGUGUUUCUCAAUUCAAACGAGCUCUGCCAGUUUGUAAUGACUGUAUUGGGUGGCCUGAAAAGUCUGAAACAUCCGUGCACCCAAAAAUCAGCAGGAGAAUUGCUGAUAACAUUGGUGAAAAAUGCAGAGUCCCGAUUUGAGAAGGUGCCAGAAAUUAUGGGAGUGAUCUGUGCCCGGCUAUCCAUAAUCAGCCAGCCUAGAGUCCGCCAACAAAUCAUAAAUACUGUGAGUUUGUUUAUCUCCAGGCCCAAGUACACAGAUAUAGUGAUCAGCCACCUUCUGUGUCAUCCAGUACCAUAUGACAGGCAUCUGGCUGAAUUGUGGAGAACUCUGGAUGUAAAACUGCCCAGCACCACCUGGAUUCUGUGGAGACUCCUGAGGAAGUUGCAGAAAUGCCAUAAUGCACCCACCCACGAGAAGAUGGCCUAUAUGGCUGUUGCUGCAACACACGCCCUUUAUGAGGUGUUUGUGGGAAACAGGCUCCGAGCAGCUACAUUCCGACUCUUCCCUCAGCUUCUCAUGACACUGCUUAUCCAGAUACACCACAGUAUUGGCCUUACCAUGUCUGAUGUCGCCAUUCCAAGCGGUCUGUACACAGAACAGGAGAUGUCUUCACAGGUCACCCCUUUGUGCUUCGCCAUACAGGCUACAAAGACUCUCCUUCUCAGAACAUUGUGCUGGCAGGAAUUCAACAUCAUGGAAAAGAAUAAAGGAUGGACCCUCUUGGAAGGAAAAGAUGGCCAUCUUCAGGGAAUAUCUCUCCUUGCCAAUGCAUUGCUGGAAAGAAAUCACCUCUUUGCAAAUAAGAUCAUGUACUUGUUGGUCCCUCUUCUUAACCGAGGGAAUGAUAAACAUAAACUCACAUCUGCAGGAUUUUUCGUGGAGCUUCUCCAGAGUCCAGUGGCUAGGAGACUGCCCAGCAUAUACUCUAUUGCCCGCUUGAAAGACUGGCUACAUCAUGGAAAUAAUGUCUUCAAAACUCUUGCCCUAAAGGGACUGCACUAUCUUACCAGACACCAGGAGAUGAGGGAAGGCAUCAAGAGCCUGUUGCCAUGCAUCGUAGACCUCUUAUGUGAAACCAACGAGAAGAUUGUUUUGUUGGCCAUCCAGAUACUCCUGCAACUCGUCGAGACAAUGGAUUUCACUACCCUGACUGCCAUGAUGAAGACCCUGUUCUCCCUAUUUGGUGAUGUGAGACCUGAUGUUCAUCGUUUCUCCAUGACCCUCUUUGGAGCCUCCAUAAAGUCUGUGAAAUACACAGAUAAGAAGGGUAUAGAGAAUCAAGUCCUGGACAGCUUGGUCCCACUACUUCUGUAUUCUCAAGAUGAAAAUGAUGCAGUAGCUGAGGAAAGCAGGCAGGUCCUAAUUAUAUGUGCCCAGUUCCUGAAGUGGAAGCUGCCCCAAGAAGUGUACUGCAAAGAUCCCUGGUACAUCAGGUGUGGCAAAGUUGGAAAAGUCUGCAAGUUCUUUGGAAAAAAAUGCAAGGGGAAAGUUAACCUCGUAGCCCAAACAUUGAUGUUCUCCAAGAAUGCAAAGCUUCCUAUCAGAAGAGCAGCAGUCUUAUUUGCAGGGCUCUUAUUGAAGUACGUGGAUCACAGUGAGCUCAGGAUGAAAGGCACUGACUGGAUAGAGAAAGAUCUGAGAGAUCUGCUGUGUGACCCUGAGCCCUCUCUGAGCAUCAUCGCCUCUCAGGCUCUCUUCCAAGUCCCGGAGGCAGGGACUGAACAAGACCCCAGGCAGACUGUUUGCGGCUUGAGGAAGCUCAUGGGCUGUCUUUCUACUUAGAAAUGCAAGUCAAAAGCAUCCAUUAAGAAGCAGAGGUCGGGGGCACCUGGCUGGGCCUGUCGGUGGAACAUAUGACUCUUGAUCUCAGGGUCGUGAGUUCAAGCCCCACGUUGGGCAGAGAGAUUACUUUAAAAAAAAAAAAAAAAGCAGAGGUCUGAUUUUUUUACUGACUACCUCCGCAGUUUGGGAAAGGCUGAAGAAGUAUUUAAUAGUGAUUGUAUUAACAAAUUCAAAUAUCCAAAUAUUCCAAAUAUCUCCAUUAUUUUUAUACAAGGCUCUUCUCAAACAUAGUUUUGUGUUUUCAUGGAAUUUUUUAAAUAUAUAAAACAAAAAUUUCUGGACAUAUAAUUUUGUUAUAAUAUGUUAAAAAUUCAGUAUAAGUCAAUAGGAUUUCAGUUU